AUGGUCACCAAUAAAUCACUACUGCAGUGCAAAGACAUAUUCGAAAAGAAGGAAUAUAGCAACGAGGAAAAAGUAGAGAUUUUGAAUCAAUUACUGAAUGGAUGUAACAAGCAAGAUGAAAAAACAAAACAUUAUGCUAGUAGAGCACUUGUCCACUUUAAUAUGCGAAAAUGGAAUGAAGCAUUGGUAGACAUAUCUGAAGUCGAAAAGUGCCAUCUACUCAAUGGAACCUUAUCCAUUAUCAAACAAAAAUCGUCUAUUCAAUUAUAUAUGCAUCGUGUUCGUAGAUCGAUUAUAAAUACCAUCCAUUUAGAUGUUGUGGACAAUAUAGAUGAUCAUGUACAUUUAUUGAAUUCGAUAAAUGAAGCAUCAAUUGAUAAUUUGAUUGAUGACAAAAAGAUGAACACACCAAAUACGUCUAAACGAAAAAAAACAGAAAAAAAUUUGUAA
Molecule: messenger RNA, 450 nt
Organism: Rotaria socialis
Lineage: Eukaryota; Metazoa; Rotifera; Eurotatoria; Philodinida; Philodinidae
Source: the annotation of a GenBank genome assembly